This is a messenger RNA of Anneissia japonica, 2985 nucleotides long. RefSeq lists its product as uncharacterized. The record is from RefSeq and is a predicted model, not a curated record. The transcript is spliced from 6 exons. NCBI's taxonomy places the organism in Eukaryota, Metazoa, Echinodermata, Crinoidea, Comatulida, Comatulidae. The coding region runs from base 6 to 1409 and encodes 467 amino acids. Gene Ontology annotation, molecular function: protein binding. Gene Ontology annotation, biological process: regulation of apoptotic process.
CAGUGAUGGCAAAGUUUUGGCGUAAAUUAGAUAAAGAAGGGAUUCUUGCAGAACCGUUAGUGCGUUAUUUGUGGGAAAACCAACUUACUGCCAGUGAAGAUGAUGAUGACGACAUCAAAGACUUCAUCGAACUUAUGAAGGCAUUUGGACUUCUCUUUGAAAAGAAUGCAUCAGAAGAAGACGGUCGACUAUUUGUCGUCCCUUCUCGGAUGAAGACCAAGCCUAAUAAUAGAUUGGAGAUUAGGAAAGACGAUGAGCAGACAGUAUCCAUCUAUGUGACGCCUAAAGACUUUCUCCCCGACGCCGUCUACGAUGUCUUGGUCGUUAGAUUUGUAAGCCUGAGUCAGGAUAGAGGUCGCCGUGAUGACCCUAAACUGUUUCAGAAUAAGGCUGAAAUUAUAUUCGAUGAUAAGCAUUAUGUGAGACUAGGUCGGAUUUAUAUUGAUAACAAACAGUCUUUGAAGCUUGAAAUAUCACGAAUGAAAGAGCGAGACGCAUACGGUGUAGACAAGCCAACGUGCAAGCCGCAUCCCGGCGUAUGUACAGAGGUUUUGAAAGUUUUAAAACAAAACCUAGAUGAGGUAUAUCCGUCUAAGAAAGUUGUUGGCUAUGAACUGAACAUACUUUGCUCUGUCUGCGUGAACCCUGAGAAACCACACUUUCAAGAACUUGAGUACUGCUUAAAGAAUGAAUAUAUACAUUGUUAUAAAACAGGUGAACAUAUAGCAAUGUCAACAGCUAAUGUGCAGAACCUUUUUAAAGCAGAUUGUUCUGUUGUCCCAGUACAAUCGACUCCGCUCAUUACCUGUGAUAAAACAGGUCAACAAAUGGCAAUGGAAACAGAUAAUGCACAUGGUCAAUGUGCAAAAGGAACAAGGGAUUUCCAGGUUAUGUUGACACAAGUAUCAAAGUGGUAUGAUAAACACGAAUUAACAAACAUGCUGAAAUUAUUGUACAAAGAUAAAGUGAGCAUUGCCGGCGAUCUGCUAAGAUCCACGACUACAUUGGACCUGUUCAAGUUGCUGUAUCGCAAUGGAAGUCUUCAACCAACCGACCUCAAAAUCAUAAUCGACACGAUUGUUGUUACUAAUACCCGUGGUAUUGUAGUACAGAAAGUCAGUGAUAUACUUUGUAAGGCAUUUCACGAGACUAACGUAACAUCUUUCUCAAUUCAUCGACAAAAACUGAUCAAACUUGGUAGAGUGUUAUUGCCACAUGAGGUAAAGAUGCUCGGUGGUGUGUACGAUUUACCAAAGGAGCAAUACAAAGACCAGUGGACUCUGAUACUAAAUUUGGAAAUGAGGAGAGAAAUUAACGAAAAUCGAAUGAGUCCAUUUAUUCAGGUCCUGAAGGACAUUGGACUGAAUCAUGUAGCUACAGAAUUAGAUCACGAAGAGGAAUGCAUGUGACUGAUUAAAAAAAAACGUAACCUUCAACAUUAAAGAAGAUGUUGUACAUUAGGAUGAUGUUUAUGACAAAUACGCAUUAGCUAAACUAAAGAAAAUAAUGAACGACACAACUCAUUAACUACAUAGUAAUCUACCACUCACCACACUCCUUUGUUCCUGUCAUGUAUUUGCCCUUUGAAAUAAAGUAUGCGUGGGGUUCGACACAAGCACAAAAGGUACAGCCUCACAACAUAUUGUGGUCACAGUGUACUGAUAGUGGGCCAACCACUCUUUGUUAGACAAUGGUAUAUAUAGGCGUUGGCAAGCCACAAUGAACACAUUGAAUACAGGUGCCAAGUAUUUAACAGUUCCCAACUCCAUUCACCUUAAUUUCUUAAUACUUUUUUUUUCUUGAUAAUAAUGUUAAUAGGUAAUUGUUGUUUAAGUGCAAUUUUGGCCAAAUUUAAUUAUGUUUAAUGUGUAAUAUUGUUUAAUAAUGUUUAAUAUUCUGUUUGUAUGUACUCUUUAUCCAUGAAUAGAUAUUGUUUAUUACUCAUAUUUUUAUACCCUUAGUUAUCUUUUACUUUUUACUGAAUAUGUUGUUAACACUUGUAAUGUAAUUUCUGAGUUUUUCAGAUAAUACGAUUACUGUACAUUGAAUCUUAAUUCUAUUACAAUAUGUACUGUUGUGUUAUGCACACCAUAAGCUGUAGGGUAUUAUUUAAGAUACAUAUAUUCUUUGAUCUCUCAAACCGUAGUAUAGAGCCAAAACUGCCAUUCCACGUAAACUAUUUAUUUAUAUUUUUAUAUACAUUAAUUCUAUUUCUAUAUUGAAUAUGCUUGAUGUGCUUAUUUUUAAAAACAAGGUCUUGUAAUCUCGAAAGCUCCAAUGAGGGCAGUAUAGAAAGAAAGAAUUUUUUAAAUAAUUAGAAUGUUCAUUUGUACAAAAUUAAAAUGUCUUAAAAUUGAAUAAAUAGAAUUUUUUUUAAUUUGGAAAAAAAUAAAAAAUUGACCUACCAAGACGCGAUUCGAACUCACUAUUUUUGAUUCCUUAACCGAUUGUGCCAUCCAUGCGACGUGUCCUAUUAGUGGUAAUGGCAGAAUGUACAGUCGUGACUGAAACCCACUAUUCUGUUUUGUAUUGAGCACCCUGGGGUCCAACUUAACAAUAAUUAGAAUGUUCAUUUGUACAAAAUUAAAAUGUCUUAAAAUAAAAUGUCUUAAAAUUCAAAAAAAAAAGUUGGAAAUUCCCUCUAGUUUAUGUGUACAAAAUUUCCUGCAAGUCCGUUAAAACCUGGCGACGCGGACCUAAAAAGUUCUAUAAAUCAUGGCCCUAACGGCCGCCCAUACAAAAAUAUCUAUUAAUCCUCCUCAUCGGAGCUAAAAAUUCUAGAUACAGUGUUUAAAUGUGUCUUUUGUAAUGUAAUUUUAUUUUUUUAAAUGUAAUUCUAAAUAUCAUAAAUACUUCAUUAACUAAAAUUGUCAGUAUUUUUUACGUCAGAUUUUUCUAAUAACUUUGCUCUCAAUUCAGUUUUCUUGCUGCAAAUGAGUAUUUUUAUGUAUAUACAUUUUUGAUGUAAAUAAACCUGUGUAUAAC